GAUUAAGUGAUUCAGCAAAUAAUGAUCCACCUACUAAGUUUUCAAACAUGAACGGCAUAGGUAGAGACUUUGAUAAAUGGGCCAGAAGCAAAGAAUACAGGGGAUACAUCCAUAUUUCCAGUUUUAAUGUUAAAUGUGAUGCUAAAGAUUAUCUUGUCUUGGCUAAUCCUCGAGAUCCUGACUAUCGUAAUCAAGAAAAUCCAACUAAAAAUCCAGAAAAAGUUACUGAUGCUGAAGCAAUCCUUAUGGCUAUACAAAAAUCCCUCAAGCACCUUGGAGAACCCAUUGGCUUUAUCAAACUUCUCCUGUUGGAUAUGAACAGGCUAAUAUUUAUACGAAGGACCCAAUAUUCAAUGGGUUUCAAUCCAAACCAAUCAAUAAUCCGUCUUUAUAUUGAUGGAAAAAUAGUUGGUGAACGAGAACAGACUGAUAUUAGCAAGUUUAUUCAGUCUGGGGGCAGUCAGCUAGAUGCUUCUAAAUUAUCUAAGGCUGGUCACAGAAAAAUUGCUCAUUCUGAUAAAUUAUUAACAUAUAAUAAAAAAGUUGAAAAGGUGAUUCCAGCAUAA
Scutellospora calospora is the source of this 566-nucleotide messenger RNA. NCBI's taxonomy places the organism in Eukaryota, Fungi, Glomeromycota, Glomeromycetes, Diversisporales, Gigasporaceae. The record is from the annotation of a GenBank genome assembly.